Homarus americanus (American lobster) is the source of this 8524-nucleotide messenger RNA. Its product is annotated as serine-protein kinase ATM-like. NCBI's taxonomy places the organism in Eukaryota, Metazoa, Arthropoda, Malacostraca, Decapoda, Nephropidae. The record is from RefSeq and is a predicted model, not a curated record. Bases 68 to 8365 code for a protein of 2765 amino acids. Gene Ontology annotation, biological process: DNA damage response. The transcript has 53 exons. Gene Ontology annotation, molecular function: protein serine/threonine kinase activity; protein binding.
CGGCCAUCAAGGCCAUGUGGCCCUGUCCCACUCAACUCACUCCAGUUCCUGUACAGCUGCAGUAACAAUGGCCCUGGAGGACAUAAAACAGUGUUGCUUGCUGCUGGACUCCAAUAGGGUCACAGACCGCAAGAAAGGGUGCGAUCGGCUGCAGCAUCUUUUAAAUAAUUCAAACAUUGUUUCACAUUUGGAUACCAGGCCUAGUGACAGCUUCAACUGGGACCAAGUCUUCUUCAGUGUGAAGAAAUACUUCCUCAAGGAGUGCCAAAAACUUGAGGAAGAAGAAAGGAAAAAACCAGAUGCUUCACAGACGAUUCUUAAAAGCAGGGCCAAUCAGAAAUGUUGUGCUGCAGCUUUACCAAAGCUCGUUUUAAAAAAGUCUUCCCUAAAAACUCCACAUGUGGCUGCUCACCAUGUUUUAGACCUAGUACUGACAGUACUCAACAGAAGCCGACCCUAUCUGCUUGAAAACUUUGCAGGAGACGUCAUUCAAAUUACACAAAACUAUCUGUUACGUUUUCCUCAAUAUCAUUUGGUGGUACCGGUGGAAAACUGGAAAGAUCUAAUGAGAACAUGCAUAUGGGUGUAUGAUAAUAACCUCCCCAGUACUGAUGCUCGGACCACUGUCAGUGUUAUGGAAGGUAUUAUAAAGUGUUGUAAAAUGAGAGGAAUUCAACACCAAGAUUUUGUCCCAACUAAAGUCUUAAGACCUAUGCCAUCAUUUCUCAAGAGGGCUCUGGCAAACAAAAAAUUGACAUCUCAUCAUAAUCUUCAGUCCAGUUUACUUAAACUUCUGCUCACAUUUACUAAGGCUAUGGGAAGUGAAUGGCGAUAUUUGGUGUGUAGUGUUGGUGAAGAGACACUGAAUUCAGUAUUAACCAUGUGGGAGAGUUGUCCUUCUGCUCGUCAGACGCACUGGCUUGAGUAUAUCAACCUGCAGAUACUAAUACACUGUCCACAAAAGGAUGGCAAGAUGAGUGAAGAAAGCACUUUCAUUCAUGAUUCUCCUAGAUGGCAGCAGUGUCUGCACCACAUCUAUCAACUUCUAGUUGAUCACUUAGAUGAGAUAGCACUGAAGAACAAAGUUACUCAAGGUUCUAGUUUAAAUGCUAAACCUUACACCAUACCUCCACUUCUGGUAACAUUAAUAGCAAGACUCUGUCACAAGAUUUUUGAAGAUGCCAAAGGAUAUGGAGUUCUCGAUGUGACCCAGCUGAGCAGCAUCCAGACCAGUGGUACAGUGGGCAACAGGCCUAACAAGAGAAGAAAAAUUGAAGUAGGAUUGCAACCUUUGGCAUGCAUGUUACGUGAACAGGGAAUGGAACUCCAUACAAUUCCGUGGUAUCAAAUAUUGCAUGAGAUGCUCAAGUCCUACACUGCUUUCUUUGACCAAGCUCGGUGUUCAUUAAUGUUGGAGUUGUUCACCCACAACUUAUCUGAGUGCAGGAAGCCAACUAUCCAGGAACAUAUAAUUCGAUGCCUUGAAGCUUUAGCUCAUCAGUACAAUAGAAUUUAUCCUCAAAAUGACACUGAACAUGAGUUAAGAAUGGGCAAAUGGACACCAGCUUGGGACUUGACUUUGAGGUUAGUGAGUGGUAAGCAGUGCACACAGUCUGGCUUAGAACUAUUACAGUCACUGAUGGAGACUGGUCUUGUUAGUCCCACUUCAUCUGUCUUCAAGCUCUUUUAUCAGGGUUAUGUAGAUAUGAAUGAAACUGCACUGUCCACCCUUCUAGUUGUGUUUUCCUUGGUACCACUUCCAAAAUAUUUUAAGAUUGAGUCAGCUGUGUUGCUUGAGGAUCAAGUGAAAGAGGCAAGAAUUAACCUUCUUCACAUGCUCUUACCAGUUUAUUAUGAGGGUUGUGGGGUGACUGGAUCUAUGGUUUCUGUUGCAUCACUACAAAGUCCAUCACUUCUCGCCCAGAUUUUAUUACUGCUGAAACACAGAGAUCCAAGGUUUGCUCAGAAUGAAAGGAAAACAUUAAUUGAACACAAGCAGAAAAUAUCAAGUACACAGAAAAACUCGGGAUUUCUCACUCGCCUAGAAGAGAGUUAUCGUCUGGCUACAUUUUUAUGUGACUUACCAAAGAGUCAGCACAUUGGUAAUGACUCUAUCCAAUUGCAAGCAAAUUUUAAGGAAGUGAAGAGCCUUCAGAAGGAGGAGCAACAGAUACUAGAGAGAGUGAUAACUUUUAUUGACCAGGUGAACAAUGAGGAUUUACUUAUCACUUCUAGUGGUAGACAAGUUCUGCUUCAAGUGACUGAGUUGAUCAUAAAUAUGCUGCUUCAUUUUUCUGACCAAAGAUUGGAGGUAAAAUUAAAACUGGUAUUAGAGUUGGUGACUUCAGGAAUAAAAAAGAUAUGUCCUGAGCCUGGGAUCUAUAACUGGCAGGAUUUACUUCAUAUAUUAGAAUAUCUCCAUUACUUGUACACCUUUGUGGGCAGCUGGACAGAGUUAUCACAGAAUCCAGCUGCAAAAAGUAAUGGACAAAAGGUUCAAGAGGUCUUGUUAUCGUACACACCUCCAUCCCUCUUGACUCUCAUCCUAGACUUAGUGAGAGCGAGAACUGAAAAACUUAUGAAUAACGUGCAGCCUGGAGUCUCUCAAACCAAUACCACUCAAAGGAACUCAAUGAGUAGAGGUAAUUCUUCUGAUACUUUAGAUUUAGAUUUUGAUGACUUUGAUGGAUCACCAAUGGAAACAGUAGAUGACUUUGAUCUAGAAGCUGAACAAAGCAGUUCAAUUUCAAAUGAAAACACUGAUGAACAAAUCAUUAUAGAAGAUGUUAGUUCCUUCAGUUUACAAAAUCAGUGCAUUGUGAUGGCACUACAGUGGUUGGUUGUAGCAAGUGAGUCAUCAGGGACAGCUCAUGAGUCAGAUGAUAAUGCCACCUUAUUGAAAGUUAUCAAUCUCUUUCUUGAUUCAUCACAAUGCUACAAUCUGGUGACAGCUGAUGUUGCAGUGAUCCUGAAGUUUGUUCGUACACUGUUUAGUGCAAAGUAUGAGGAGGAAAACAUUCAGGAUGGAUUUGAGAUCCUGAGUAACUUAUGCAAGAACCAUGCCUCUGAAUAUCAGGUUGCAACAUGUGUUCUUAAAACAAUCGCAGGUCUCAUCUCCGUGAAUGGUACUCGCUUAUCAGCUGCCCUACAGGGAAAUGUUGUAAAGCUAACACGAGCCUUUGCUCAAAAGCAUCAACAGGGAAAUUAUGGGCAAAGUGUCAGUGAAGCCAUAUUUGCUCUUAAUGUUGAACUUAGUAAGGUGGAUCCUAAACGUAUGUGGUCUCGGUACAUUAUGUCAGAGAAUGACCGUUGUGGAGAAGUUUAUGACCUUCUAUGUAGUCCAAGCCAUGAAUUACGCAUGAUGUCUGCAUCUUCAAUUCAUGAGUUGUUGGUUAAGACUGAUGGAACAUUAAUGGAUUCUCAGCAUCAAGAUAAAAUUUUUCGGGAGGUUUAUCAAACUGCACUGGAGGCUUUAACAAUACAGGGAACAGUUGCAGAGGACUUCAAAACUGAUGAAAGCAUUAACAGAGUGGCAAGCUUUCUUCUUACUUUAGGAAUAAUAGCUCUAAAUUCUCCAUACUUGGAAGCCAAAGCUCUCUUUGCUCUCUGCCUAGUUGUCCCAGAUCAUGGAGUUGACGCAUCACUUGUAUCAAGGCUCAUAAGCAGAGUGGCAGUCUCCAGAGGCUCUUCACUGAAGGAGCUGAUGCAUCGCCAUUUACCAUACCUGGUAACACAGUGGCUUCAGCAUAAUCAUGAUAUUGCAGACUUUCCUGUUAGUAUUUUAGAAUACACCAGUAAGGAAGACUUCCUCAAUGAGAAUAGGAAUGUUCUACUCCCAGUUCUGUUUGAGUGCAAUCAGAAUGAUAACACUGAUUUGUUGGCACAGAGUUUGGGCAGAAACGUCUCCGAACUCUUGCAAACAAAUUUCCCAAAACUCAUGGCCCACAUUUUCCCAUAUAUUGCUGCUGAAUGUGAUGAAGUGUUCCUCAGUCAAUUAUCAAAAGUAAAGAUCCAAGCUGCUAAAAGACAAUAUGUACUACUUAAGAAAACUCUUGGAGAAGGAAACUUCAUCAAUAUGAUAGAGAAACAUGUUGGUGACAUGAUGCUUUCCUUAGUGAAGUUGGUACAUAACCCUCAACCCAUGGUGGAGGAAGAAGUGAUUGUUGAACCAAACCCUCCUCACUUUCCUCCAGCUGUGAUAGACAGCACUUUGAAGUUUUUAGGGGAAAGGUUUGGAGAGGAUUGCCCUUUGGUUGCUGUUUUGGCAUCAAGAAAAGUUGAACUACAUAAAGUGCUUCAGGGUGUUCUAGAAUACUUGGCAGGAAGCACUGAUCUCUACACCUUUCGUCUUGCUCUGUCAUCUGUGGCUGCUGUUGUCCGCUCAAUAUUGCCACAUUUAAAAGAAAAACUGAAGUCUGUGUCUGCCUACAUCAUCCGAAUCUUGGUACAUUGUCUUACAUGUUACACCUCUUCAAUCCUGGAAAAGGCUCCAUAUUUGGCAGAUUAUUGCAAUAGCAUCUUACAGACGGUGUGCUGCUGUGCCUUACAACAUUGCCCUGGAUCGUUUAUAUCAGUCAUUCCAUCUCUCUUUGCACGUUUAUUACCACUCACAAAAACAUCAUCAGCUGUUAAGGAGUCAGCUGUAAGUAUCAUCCGUGAAAUAUUGACAACCACUCACCCUGAUGUUCAACUUGCUGUGUCUGAUUUACCACCUUUACCAGAUGAUGAAGAGUUUCAGAGCCUGGACACUCUGAGAGAAUUUCAUAUUCAACUUAAGGCUUCUCACCGUGGUAAUCUCUCACUUCAUGAUGAAACAGAAAAUUUUCUCUCUCAGUCUUUGGGUCAGAUAAAACCACAUUCUGUUUUACACCUCCUGACAAUGUUACAAGUUCACAGAGUUCGGAUUGGAGAGUUGUAUAGAACUGGUGGAUUAAACCAAGAGAGUGUGGGACAUCAGCUCACCUACCGCCUUAUUACCCUUGCAUCUGGAAGUGAUGAACAGGUUGCAUUACAAGCAAGCAGAUGCCUUGGAGAGUUGGGCCCCAUCUCUCUUGGAUCACCAGUAUUCUACAUAGAAGACGAGAAUUCUAAGUUUGUCAUGAUUGGCACCUCAGAUAGCGAUAUUUAUUGUAAAAUAAUCGCAAUGUUAAACAGAUAUCUGACCUCAGAGGACAAUAAUGUUGUGCAGGCAGCAGGUUCUGCCUUGCAGGAAGUCUUGUCAACAAGGUAUGGUUAUAAUGCUUUCCAUAAACUCAGUGCAACAGUCAAAGAAGAGUUGAUUCUUUUACUUCCAAACUCUAAACCAAAAGCAAAAUCCACCAGUUUUUCAGGAGUAGAUGGUAACAGCUAUAAGGCACUUGUGGGAAACUCUGACCUCUGGUUUUGUGGGAGCAAGUAUGAGGAGUGGGUAACACAUCUGGCAUGUGAGCUUAUUCAGGCUGGCUGUGGCAGUGAAGUUAUCACACAAGUCUUACCUGUUUGUAAGGUGAAGCCCGAGUUCAGUGCUUUUAUGCUGCCUUUCAUCAUACAUUCAGCUCUUCGGACAGACCAUUCUAAUCGAAGGGAAAUUCUGUCAAAGCAGUUUUCAAAAUUUUUUGAGCACCAUGUGGAGGUCAUCAAACCUGCUGUAGAUACAAGGGUUGGUGGUAUAGAUAUGUGCAUUGAUAAAGCUGCUCUACAGGUUUUACUUAAUGUAAUAAAUUAUCUUCGCGCUCAAACACCAGAUAAAGCUUUUACUGACAGAAACAAAGUGACACCCUGGGAGAGGAACUUUUGGCUCCAGGUGAACUACCUGCAAGUGGCUCAAGCUGCUCACUAUUGUGGAGCACAUUUUUCUGCACUUCUCUUUCUCCAUAUUCAUUGUGAAAUAUUACAAAGUGAGGUGCAGAAGACUCAGAAUGGAAAGAAUUCAUCAGUGAAUAGACAAAUUCCACCAUUAAUGCAGAUAUCACACCUCCCUGAAGCUGUUACAAUCAGUCAACUAAUGCUUAAGGUGUACAGUAGCCUUAGUGAUGGUGUAGAGGGAUGUGUUAAAUGCAGCAGACUCAUUGACUCAUCUGCCAGGGCACUACGCUGCCAACACCGGGGCCAGUGGAUGGAAGCUUUUGCCAUUCAUGAUGCUGCUAAUUCUACUUUUGGAAUGGUUAAGGGGCUACGUGAACUUGGGUUUUUCAAUACUUUGAGUAUAUAUAUUCAAGGAGUAUCACUCAAGUUUUCUCAAGAAGUUUCAGAAGCACGGUGUGAAGCAGCUUGGAGACUUUCACAGUGGGAGUCCACAGAAUUUGAUGGAAAGAGUUCAGAAGAUGAAACAGAAGAUGGUGUUAAUUUUCACCACCAUAUGUUACAUGCCCUCCAGUCCCUCCAUUAUCAAGACUUUGGAUCACUUCAGCAACAAACCCACCAGGCUAGACAAGGGGUCAUAAGGCAACUCAAACUUAGUCGAGCAGAGAGCAGCAGUUCCAUAUAUCCAGUACUGAGUCAGCUUCAGAUUUUAUCUGAACUAGAAGCAGCAUCAGAGUGUCUUAACGACAUCAACUUUCCAAACAAGUUUAACACAAGCAUCCAAAAUUUAGAACAUAGGUGGAUGUCAAAGAAGACUCUGGCUACUGUUGAGUACAAGUAUAAAGAACUCAUUCUGGCUGCUAGAGUAUCUACACUCCGGUCACUAACACCUCGAGACAAGGAAGGCCACAUCAACAGAAUUCUCCACACAACUCUGAUAACCAAGAGCUUUCUCUCCCGUCAAAAUCGGAAAUUGGGAAGUAGCUUUGGAAGUGAAUCAGCUCUAUUGUCUGCCUCAAGAUUGAACGUUCCCCAAAAUCUGGCUUGGAAGACACGCCUGGAAGAAGCAGAAGUAGCCAAAUUUCAUGGAGACAUACAACAUUCUUCACAAGUCCUAAAUUCUCUUGUUGAGGAAAUUCAACAGGUGGCGCCACAUGUUGAAGAAAGUAAAAUAAUGUGCCGGGUACUGAAUCUCUAUGGUUGUGUGCUGAUGGACUCAAGAACCAAACCUCCACAAACUGUUUUCCAAGAUUAUUUCCAAAGAGCUGUUGAUAUUUUGCAGACUUGUAACAGAGAUGUGGAAGCCAACAAAGUUUUAGAAAAUAGUUACCAUUUGUGGGCUACGUUUGGUAACAAACUUUACCAAGAGGUUCACAAGCUUCUAGAAUCAGACACUAUUCAGACUAAAAAAGAUAACAUCAUGCGGUCCAGAGAGGAAAGCAGUCGUGUGAGGAGUCUUCUGGAAAAGAUAAAUGAGGAGAAAGAAGCGAAAGAGUUAAGCAAAAAGCUUAGUAUCUUGGAAAGGAAUAUCAAGAUUGACUGUAAUGUCCUCCAGGAGCUGGAGAAACAAAAAGAUGUAUAUCUUUAUUUGGCAAUGAAGAACUAUUUUCAGUGCCUUUUGAUGUCAAGUAAACAUAACAUGCACAUCUAUAGACUUGUGGGCCUAUGGCUGGAAAACUCUAAUGAGGAGAAGAUCAAUGAAUUGGUUUUUGAUAACUGUAGCAAAAUGAAGAGCUAUCAGUUUGUUCCUCUGCUGUACCAACUUGUUGCAAGACUAAGCUGCCAGAAAAACCAACAACAUUCCUUCCCAAAAGUGAUCUUCCAUGUGUUAGAACGAAUGUGUCAAGAACAUCCUCACCAUUGCUUGCCUGUAAUCAUUGCCCAAGCCCAUGCUCAUGCUGAUGAUGAAUUAGUGAGAAUUGGGAGUAAAAGCAAAAAGCAAGAGAAUCAAGUUGUUGAGGAGGAUCGUGUGCAAGCUGCAAAGAUGUUGGUGCACCGAUUGAGUACAUCAGCUAUUGCUGAUAAUAUUAUAGAAUUUCAGAAAGUAUCUCUUGCCUACAUUUCAUUGGCUGCUUGGUGUGACAAGGGCACUAAGUGUCCUGCAGGAAAUAAGGUAAAGAUACCAAGCAAUCAAAUAUUAGUCAAGCUUCAAAAUCUGAAGUACACUGCAGCAUUGACUCGACCCUUACAACUUCAGCCUUCAACCAUCUACACUCCAUCACUAAUUGUUGGAUGGGAAAAUAUAUGUACCUUUGUUGGAGGAAUUAAUGCACCAAAACGACUGACUCUGAGAACAUCUGAUGGACUGAAGCAAUAUGAGCUUCUGAAAGGCAAUGAUGACAUCAGGCAGGAUGCAGUGAUGGAACAGGUGUUUGGAAUAGUCAAUGAGCUCCUGGCCAAGAACAGUGAGACGAGAGAGCGAGCUUUAUCCAUGCGAACCUAUCAAGUGGUUCCUUUAUCACAGAAAAGUGGACUCAUUCAGUGGUGUGACAAUACUCAGGUAAGGGCUAAUCAGUUGUUUACUAUCUGGAAGACAUACGCUCACCCAUAUUCACUACAAGCUAGUUAUUGCUACCCAAGAUAACCAUCCCCUCUGUGGUCUCCACGUAAUAUAUAUACAGUCAUGCAUUGGUUUACGUCCGUCCGAACAACGUCUGAUCGCAUAUACGUCCGUGGCCCAUAAAAAUAAUAAGAAAAUAAUGGGGAUAAAAAAACCCAUUCAGACAACGGGACGUAGACAUUA